AUGUUCUUUGUGCCAAAUAUGAUCGUUGUCGUGACGAGUGGAAAGAAUGCAGGAAAGAAGGCUGUUGUGAUAAAACAAAUCGACGAGAGAUAUGUUCUAACUGCAUGCGUCGUCAGGAUUCCAAAAGAGCCUGAGGACCACCAGCCCAAAUGGAUCAAGCGUAGAAAUGCCAAGUUCUACAUCAUACUCAAGAAGUACAACAUUGCUCACCUCAUUGCAACGAGAUACAAGGCAGAUCUAGGGCUAGCAACGAUUGACUACAGCGGGAUCGAGGACAAUGCAGAGACCAAGAAGGUGCUUACUAACAAAACCAAGGACGCCAUGAUGAAGGCGUGGAAGGAGAACAAGGCAAAGUUCCUCUUCUCAUCUCUUAGCUUUUGA
Encephalitozoon cuniculi GB-M1 is the source of this 381-nucleotide messenger RNA. RefSeq lists its product as uncharacterized. Gene Ontology annotation, cellular component: ribosome; cytosolic large ribosomal subunit. The record is from RefSeq and is marked provisional. Gene Ontology annotation, molecular function: structural constituent of ribosome. Gene Ontology annotation, biological process: translation. The coding region runs from base 1 to 381 and encodes 126 amino acids. The transcript has a single exon. NCBI's taxonomy places the organism in Eukaryota, Fungi, Microsporidia, Unikaryonidae.